Selaginella moellendorffii is the source of this 628-nucleotide messenger RNA. RefSeq lists its product as uncharacterized. Bases 83 to 628 code for a protein of 181 amino acids. NCBI's taxonomy places the organism in Eukaryota, Viridiplantae, Streptophyta, Lycopodiopsida, Selaginellales, Selaginellaceae. The transcript has 2 exons. The record is from RefSeq and is a predicted model, not a curated record.
AUUAACGAGUUCUUGCGAGAGAAUGGAGUUUCAGGCCUCGGCCUGAUUCACGCAAGCUGUCUCCAAACGUCCAGAGAGCGCUAUGCAACACAGGGAUCAAUCUUCACCAUUUUGUCUCGGUGACGAGCAUCACUGGGACAGGGUCGCGCAAAGCUCUCCGAAGGAAUCGAAGAGUUUGGCUGGCUCGAGAAGAAAGAACUACCAUGGUCGACCAUUUAUCCGCGGCGCCUUGACAACUUUGAGGAGCGAGAUGGUACCGUCAACCGAGGAGAACUUCUACAGGUGCAUCGUCAGCAGUACCGUGGUAACCUUCAACCUUCGAGAGGCCCUUAACAAUGGUGUCAGCUGCGGUGAUCUCAGGCUGACACACUUCGCCAGUGGCACGAUGAAACUUUACAUUCCCACCGACGAACAGCCUUGGUAUUUCAUCAGCACUGCCGACUAUCGAGAGUAUGGACCACAAGUCUGGGAUGACCUGCGCAACUUUCUGAGCAGCAAUUGGGUACCAUUGUCUUUCAGAGGAGUGAUUUUCGAAGGAAGCCAUGCUCGGAGCUCUUUCAUGACAUCCUCUCGCGGGAGAAAUGUUGCUACCGAGGAAUGCAGCAAGCUCUUGAAAGUUCCCCGUUGA